AUGUCAACUGUACCGUCAGAUAAGGAAGCUGGCGAUAAUACAGGCCAACAGCUCGAUGGUUCCGAGACACAGACUAGUAAAGUGGAAGAUAUAGUGGUUUAUUACUUCCCAACUUCAUAUUCAUCUCAAAAGGUGUUAGUCAGCAUAUACGAAAAGCAUUUAAAAUUCAAGCCAUGCAUUGUCAGCCUGUUUCAUGGCCAACACAUGGAGCCCUGGUAUGUCAGGCUCAACCCUCACGGUGCACAUGUCCCAGUCUUGGUCCAUGGGGAGCAUGUCAUCAGUGAUCCAGAUAAAAUUAUUGAGUAUGUGGAUAAACUUCCAGGCACAAACAACCUGAUACUCGUUCCUGGUAGAUCUUCACUUGUGGGUCAGCAGGUCGCCAAAUUUCAGGAGACUUUGGAAAAAAUCCCAGUUGAUGUCAUUUCAUACGGGAUUAUCUUCCACCCGCAGUUGUCAGAAAAUGGAUGCCAGCUUCCAGUGGCCAUACAGAGGAGUAUGAGAGAAAAUUUUGCAAAUCGGCUGCGUUACCUAAUUAGCCUGUCCACGGUGUAUCCAGAUCUUAGAGACUGCUACCUUGCUAAGAGCCAGACCGCAGCAGAGAAAUAUGACCUUAUAACUGAUGAGGAUAAGGUGAAAGGUCAUAUUGAUCAACUGGCAAACUUUUUUGAAAACGUGGAGGGUGAACUGAGGCAGAGAUAUAGUAUAGAUGAAUCCACAUCAGCAGAUGUUAUCUACCUGUUUGGUAACAGCCUGACGGUGGCAGAUAUUGGCCUGUAUGUUCUCAUCACUCGACUGCAUCUUCUGGGCUUGCUGCCUCAGUGCAUGCCCACCUCACGAUUCCCUCUGACACAUCGACACUACACUCUGAUGUCGGCUCGGCCCUCCAUCACUCGACUGCUCCAGGAGGUGUCACAGCUGAGAUACACUCUUCUAGUAGAGGACAUUAAAGCUUCAGGAGCUUACUUUGCUCUAGCUUUGGGUACAGGCUUGGUUGUGCUGGCAGCUUAUUAUUUGAUCAAGAAGUUGAAGUCCUAA
Molecule: messenger RNA, 1035 nt
Organism: Candidula unifasciata
Lineage: Eukaryota; Metazoa; Mollusca; Gastropoda; Stylommatophora; Geomitridae
Source: the annotation of a GenBank genome assembly